This is a messenger RNA of Thlaspi arvense, 420 nucleotides long. NCBI's taxonomy places the organism in Eukaryota, Viridiplantae, Streptophyta, Magnoliopsida, Brassicales, Brassicaceae. The record is from the annotation of a GenBank genome assembly.
AUGAAGGAUGUGUCGUCGAACAAAAUUGUCAGUGUCAUUGGUGAAUUAGCGAAAUCAAUUGGAGCUAAAGGAUUAAUUGUAGGCCAAAUGGUCAACAUAUGCUCCAAAAGAAUCUCAGAUGUUGGAUUGGAACACCUUGAGUUCAUUCACCACUACAAAACGGUGGCCUUGCUAGAGGGUGUUGCGGUUCUAAGGACUAUUUUGGGAGGUGGGUUUGAUAAAGAAGUUGAGAAAUUAAUAAAGUUCAUGAGGUGCAUUGUGUUAUUGUUUCAAGUUGUGGAUGAUAUUCCUGAUAUGACCAAGUCAUCGCAGACUUUGGGAAAGAUGACAGGGAAGGAUUUGGUGGCUGAUAGGGUUACAUACACAAAAUUGAUUGGAAUCGAGAAGUCCAAAGAGUUUUAUCAAAAAUUGAAUAUAUAG